AUGGAUGUCGACAUGAAAAACAAGGACGACAAUGAUGAUAAGGGAAUCAUUCCCCCAACGAAUGGAGGCAAUGGGCGCGAUUAUGACCGUGACAAGGAUAGGGAUUUGCGAGACCGCGACUACGACCGCGACAGGGAUAGGAGAGAUCGCAGCGACAAGGACAGGGACAGGGAUCGUGAUCGUGGCGACAGACGCGACUCCGGGCGUCCACGUCCCAGAGUCGGUGACCAUUGGGAACCCGAGAGACGUUCAAGCGAUCGCCGUAGGCGUUCGAGGACUCGCUCCCGCUCUCGCUCCAGAAGGCGUUCGGCGUCUCCACGUCGUCGUCGCCGCUCCCGCACUCGUUCUCGCACCCGUUCUAGGUCCAGGAGCAGGUCCCGCAGCCGAGACCGAAAAACGAAUGACACGUUUUCUCGGUCGCUCGGCGGGCCCAUGAAUGCUGACCAUGAGGAAGCUGUCGAAUUCGCCAAAAUCAGCAAGAGAGAAAAUCGAGUCUACGUCGGCAAUUUAAGUUACGACGUCAAGUAUCGUGACCUAAUGGAAUUCAUGAGGGGAGCUGGUGAGGUUCUCUUCGCCGAAGUUCUCGUUACUCCAACAGGGGUUUCAAAAGGAUGCGGCAUCGUCGAAUUCGCAUCGUCUGAAGACGCUCAACGUGCCAUCCGCGAAUUGUCUGAACAACCAAUGCUAGGUCGUCCUGUAUUCAUUCGUGAAGACCGUGAGAACGAAGCCAGGUUUGGUGCUACUCCAGUGCCAGGUAAAAUUGGUAUGGCUAUGGCUGGACAAGGUUUGAAUGCGGCACCUCCACCGCGCCCACCCUCGCACAAUUAUUUUGGUACCCAUUCUAAUCCUGGGAACCAACUGUACGUUGGUAACCUGCCUUACCAAGCCGGCUGGCAAGAUCUCAAAGAUCUUUUCCGGUCUGCUGGUAACAUCAUCCGCGCUGAUAUUAACAUUGGCGCAGACGGAAGGCCCAAAGGAUCUGGUACCGUGGUGUUCGAAACACCAAAAGAUGCUCAACAAGCUAUCAGUAUGUAUCACGGCUUCGACUGGUACGGUCGCACACUUGAAGUCAGAGAAGACCGAUAUGCUGGUCUUUCUGGCUCCGGUUUCCGAGGCGGCUUGCGCGGUGGGCCUCGUGGCCUCGGACGCGGACUGCGCGGUGGUGGAUUGCGAGGAGGAUUCCGCGGUGGAUUUUCACAGGCAGGUGGUGGCCGCGAUUUCUCUGAUCAGGAUCUGUAUGCCGACUAUCCUGGCCCUGAUCAGCAGGGUGCUUCAGGUGGCAGCGGGGGAUUGCGCAUGAACAGCUAUGGUGGAGGAUCCGGCUAUGGCGGCGCGGGUAAUUUCAGUGAAGGCGACCCAAGUCAGCAGAUCAUGGUUCGCAACUUGCCCUGGUCUACUGCAAAUGAGGACUUGGUCGAGUUGUUCGAAACCACUGGUCAGGUCGAGCUGGCUGAAAUCUUAUUUGACGGCACUCGUUCCAAAGGCUGUGGUGUCGUCCAGUUCGCACAAACAGCGGAGGCUGAAACGGCUAUCGCUAAAUUCCAACAAUAUAUGUAUGGCGGCCGCCCACUGGACGUCCGUUUCAAUGAUCGUUGGCAUACCUUCACUCCAUCUGCCGCUAAGGGUGGUCAAAUCGCCCCCAUGCAGUCCGAUGGAAUGUAA
Molecule: messenger RNA, 1662 nt
Organism: Psilocybe cubensis
Lineage: Eukaryota; Fungi; Basidiomycota; Agaricomycetes; Agaricales; Agrocybaceae
Product: putative RNA-binding protein
Exons: 12
Coding region: 1-1662 (553 amino acids)
Cellular component (GO): nucleus; cytoplasm
Molecular function (GO): mRNA binding
Source: RefSeq, a predicted model, not a curated record